This is a messenger RNA of Xyrauchen texanus (razorback sucker), 422 nucleotides long. RefSeq names its product NADH dehydrogenase [ubiquinone] 1 alpha subcomplex subunit 4-like 2. Bases 36 to 281 code for a protein of 81 amino acids. The record is from RefSeq and is a predicted model, not a curated record. Lineage: Eukaryota; Metazoa; Chordata; Actinopteri; Cypriniformes; Catostomidae. The transcript is spliced from 4 exons.
CACACACGCACAGUUCUGCUUAUUCUCCAGUGAAGAUGCUCCGCACAUUGCGAGAUCAGGUUAGGAAACAUCCCGGACUCGUCCCACAGUUUUUCUUUAUCUGUCUGGGAAUGGGUGGAGCAUCCCUGUAUUUGUUUCGUCUCGCAAGAGGACCUCAUGUCACCUGGAACAAGAGCGGUAACACUGAACCCUGGAAUCAGCUUAGUCCAAACUACCAGUACAAGUUUGUGGCCAUUACAACAGACUACAAAAACCUGAAGAAGGAGGGACCAGACUUCUGAAUGAUUCACAGCUUCUGAAACUUUGAGGCCCUAACCCGUGCCCAUGAAGAAUAAAUAAAAAAAAAAAGUUUUAAUAACAAUGAGUGUAAUAAAACAACUAUAUGAUGUUAAAAUAUUUGCAAUACUGACUCUUUACUACUU